This is a messenger RNA of Gigantopelta aegis, 4608 nucleotides long. Its product is annotated as zinc finger protein GLIS3-like. Gene Ontology annotation, molecular function: RNA polymerase II cis-regulatory region sequence-specific DNA binding; DNA-binding transcription factor activity, RNA polymerase II-specific. The record is from RefSeq and is a predicted model, not a curated record. The coding region runs from base 109 to 3129 and encodes 1006 amino acids. Gene Ontology annotation, cellular component: nucleus. The transcript has 11 exons. NCBI's taxonomy places the organism in Eukaryota, Metazoa, Mollusca, Gastropoda, Neomphalida, Peltospiridae. Gene Ontology annotation, biological process: regulation of transcription by RNA polymerase II.
GCGGACUUGGAAACUUCACAAUUUCGCUAUCAAGGAUUGUUAUUCAACGAUGAUUAUUAUUCCAAAAUGUGAGAGAUAACGUAACAAGAAGAGAAGAAUUUUCGGAGAAUGAAUGGACAGAAUUCUAGUCGAAACCAAAACAGCCACAAUGUGCCACAACAGACUAAGGGCAGUCACAUGGAUAUACCAACCUUACGUAUUCAGGCCGAAACGCCUGUUCCUUCUGCAUCGGGGAACACUCCAAUCCCUCAACAGAACUCUACGACACACAAUGCGGAUAAAGUGAAAGGCGUGUCGCUUCCUUCUAUAUCACCAAACCCAUCGCUGGUCAGUGGGGUCAGCGGAGGCAGCCCAGCACUGCGCCGACCGGGGCCCGGCUUUGAACUCAAGACCUCAUUCAACACACCACGCACAAAUGUUACACAAAAUCGACAGCCGCUUUCUGGAAUUACGCACGGCAUGGUCAACCUACCUCCUAAACAUGAACCUGGCGUCCAACAUGGUGGGUAUGGGCCUCAGUGUAUUGGUAUUGGCACCAGUCGAAUCUUCAGCCAGAGCUUACGGCACCCCCAGGUAUCGAAACUACAAAAUGGCGGCUCCCACCUGCACCUUCCGAACCGCCUUCAAACGCACACCCCAACGCCGAGCGAAGUGUCGAGUAUCCGUUCGUCCAACAGUCCACGACACAGCCUGCACACCCCGACACUGUCCAUUGUCUCCAACGAACGCAACAUGAUUGGAACGCCCAGCGGCUUCAGCACGAGUUCCGACAAACAUGUGUUCCUCGAGCCAUUCCCCAAACAGCAGGACUGGAUGCACUACAAACCGUUACCGAGCGUCACUCCGACAGGGGGUGCCAGCACGACGGGGGAUAAUGAGGACAGCGAGAUGGCAGCCGAACAGAGCUUCGCGCCAUCGGGGAGCGCAACGUCCCACUACCCAGACAGCUCCAACCUGUCACCCUACCAGGCAGCCAACAUGUCCCCGUACACAUCCUUCUACACGAGUCCUCAUAACUCGGCCAAUAUGCAUGGGCGUGGGGCGUCGAAGCGGGCGCUGUCCAUAUCGCCGUCCAUCUCCGAGGGUCUGGAUCUGAACCAGAUCAUCCGGAUCUCGCCCACCUCCCUGGUGGGAUACCUGAACAACUCGCGCGGCUCCUCGACCAGUGUGUCUCCUCAACCCGGCAUGAUGCCCGGCUCCUUCUGCCACCUGUCAGCUCGCAACAGUCCGUACUCGGUCACGGGGUCCGGAGGUAGUCGCCUGACGAGCUUCACCCCACAGAGCAUGGCUCAGGGAAUCAAGCAGGAGCACACGGACUACUUCCACAUGGGUCCUCCUGAGAGCAACGGCUUUGCGGAUCUGAUGACGAAUCAGUAUGUCGCGCCGCAGAACGAAAUCCCAUAUAUCGAGCAGAACUACAUGUCACAGGUGCAUAUGGUUAACCAUCAACCCAUGCAGCAGCAGCAACAACAGCAGCAGCAACAGCAGUCGGUACCCAGUUACAUGAACAAUGGUAUUACCGGUAACAUGGAAACCAAUAUGAAUGAUGGCAUGGGUGGAAGCCUGGCCGCGAACAUGAGCGGUGGGUUUGGGAGAAGCAUGGGGAACACCAUUCCGUUCAAAGCUCCACCGCCGUAUGACCAGGCUGUGGAACAGCAGCACCACCAUAUAUCCAACUCUCAGACGCAACAUCAUCAUCAUCAACAACAUCCUCAUCAGCAGCAGCAGCAACAACAACAACAUCAUCAUCAACAGCAACAGCAGCAGCAGCAGUCGGUGUUCUCGAACAUCCCCGUGUCUCAGAAUCAAACGAACACUUCGGAGGACUUUGAGAAUGAUGAGAGUGGUGAGCGGCACCACGUGUGUCGGUGGAUCGACUGUAACAGUCUGUUCAAGGAGCAGGAGGAGCUGGUCCGCCACAUAGAGAAGGUGCACAUUGACCAGCGCAAGGGCGAGGACUUCACGUGUUUCUGGGCCGGCUGUCAGCGGCGUUACCGCCCCUUCAACGCACGGUACAAGCUCCUCAUACACAUGAGAGUCCACUCGGGAGAGAAACCCAACAAGUGCACAUUCGAAGGCUGCAACAAAGCAUUCUCACGUCUCGAGAACCUGAAGAUCCACCUGCGUUCGCACACGGGGGAGAGACCGUACGUGUGUCAACACAACGGCUGUACGAAGGCCUUCAGCAACUCCUCGGACCGCGCCAAGCACCAGAGGACACAUCUGGAUACGAAACCCUACGCAUGCCAGUAUCCCAGUUGCAACAAACGUUACACAGAUCCCAGCUCACUUCGCAAACACGUCAAGAAUCACAGCCAGAGAGACCAGCAGCAGAAGAAGAAGUUGAAGAAGGAGGACUGUCCUGACAUACUGAACGACUGUCUGACCAUCCAGCAGAUUCGACCCGACGGCUCCCCGAUGGAGCACACCGACAGCGGACUGGGCCGGUCGCCUCACACCACGUCCGAUAUCUACCCAACUUUCACUUUCUCGAGUUCUCACUCAAGCCGGUGCGGCACUGCAAAUGGCCCCGCCUCUAGUUUGAGCAACCACCAGUCACCAGUGAGCAUGCAGGGCAGUCCCAUGAACACGGGAGGACUCAGCAUCGUAGAGGAGGCCAAUGAGAGUAUGGGCGGCUACUCCCCAGCUCCUCAACAGAACAUGUUGAGUCCCGGCUGCCCGCUGCCCUCGAUUCCUCGCCGUGGGUUCAACAUGGCCGGCAUGCAGAUGGCACCCUACCCCAGCAGCUCCUACCAUGGCUACUCCAGUGGACAGAUGCAAGACAUGCAGAAUGGUGGUCAGCAGUUCCAGCGUAACAUGUUUUACCACGCCAACAUGUACGCAAACGUCAACAGUUGUCGGAUGGGCGCCAUGCAGGCCCAGAAAUUACCCAUGAACCUGCAGAACUUCACCCAGGAGCAGCUGGUCAACAUGCCUGUGGACAUGCAGCGGGCUCUACACGGUCCCACAGGUUAUGUCGACCAGCAGAUGUUGCCCCCACCGAUCGAGUCGCUCGCUCUAACCGCUGGUCCUGAUGAACACAACCUGCAGCAGUACCUCCAGCACAGUGCGGUCGAUCGCUGCAACAGUCGACUGUCUGCCGUCUAUGCCGCUGACGGGUCCACGUGAACACGACAGCACCAGAGCCAACUGCAGGCUUUUUCUAUAGGGGAAGGCAGUGUCAUAAAACAGACAUCUACAGUAUUCUAACGUACACUGACUUGUGUUGUGUUUAAACAAUUUUCAUCCAAAAACAUCCAGCCGAUCAAGAUUUUUGUUUUUGUUAUAUGAAAAGAAUCUUUUAAUAGAAACACACAGCUUAUAAAGAUCUUACAGAUUUCCCUUUCAAAAGAUAUAAAAUUCCUUUUAUCAAGGCAUUAAAAAUGGUAUUUUCAGAACUUAAAAUUUUGAGACAGAACUUUAGAUUUUGAGACAGGAGCCUGCACCCCCAGAACCUCCUUCCCCUCUGGAUCCAGGUGUGGACAGCAAAGCUUAACUUUCGUUUCGUUAAUCUCUGGACCCAUUGCUAUUAAAUCUGUAGAGUCUAGACUCAAAUCUUGAAUGACGUCACAUGCAUACAUGUAUGGUGUUAUCAUGACAAUAAAGUCUCAGACUCUGUUAGAGUCUAGGCUAGAGAUUUGAGAAGCCAUCUUAGUACUAUGAAACCAUAAAACUGUCAUAAGCUAUGAUGUUACUACAAUACAUGCCAUAGUGACAUCAUAACCUACAAUGGUUUUACAAUAUCUUAGCGUUAAGAUAGCUCUGUAAAUCAGGGUCCUGACUUCUAAAAGAUUUUCAAGCUCAAGGCCAGAUUAGCCAUGUUUGUCCUGUGAUUAAGCUGACAGCCCAUCUCCCUGGCAUCCUCAAGGUUUGGAGAGAGACCUGCAGUUUUGAUAGCAGACGACGUCUACUUGUUUAGUUAGAGCAUCUGUAGAGCUGUUUGUGAAUCUGUGGCAAAAUAUUUGUGGUGUGUGGCAGAAAAGGUUUAUUGUGAUACAGUAGAGAUUUAGGACAAAGUUGAGGCAUAAAUACAGGAUUUCCAAAGGAGGUGGGAGACUUUGGACAGGCAUGUAUAUAGGAUUUCUAAAGGAGGUGGGAGACUUUGGACAGGCAUGUAUAUAGGAUUUCUAAAGGAGGUGGGAGACUUUGGACAGGCAUGUAUAUAGGAUUUCUAAAUGAGGGACGGUUGUGGCAUAAUGUCUGCUUGAACCUUGAUUGGAUAUAAGCAUGAAAAUAAAUUAAAAUAAAAUGAAUCCCUUAUUUCUUUCUGUCAGUAUAUAUGUGUAGUACUAGUUUGUAAUUAAGGCUCAGACAAAGUCGGUAUGUGACACUAGACCAUACAAUGUAGCUUGUGUGAAAAUUCACACUUCGAUGUUCUGUUUUGCAGAGACAAUUUACACAAGCAUUGUUUUAAUUAAAGCAAAGAUGCAAGGUUUCCAUGGUAGCCUACUGCAUAUAUUUGAGCUUGGACUGUUUCAAGAGCUACUGUAUGAAUUUAUCUAUAAGAUGCAAUUUUUUUUUUCUUUGUUCAAUAGUUGUACCACAAAAGAGAUUUUUUUUAAAUAGUUACAUUAGAAUAUACUAUAGUCCAUCCCACACUCCUACGAA